This is a messenger RNA of Gallus gallus (chicken), 2183 nucleotides long. RefSeq names its product caspase 6 (gene CASP6). Gene Ontology annotation, biological process: apoptotic process; proteolysis. Bases 23 to 937 code for a protein of 304 amino acids. The transcript has 8 exons. Gene Ontology annotation, cellular component: cytoplasm. Lineage: Eukaryota; Metazoa; Chordata; Aves; Galliformes; Phasianidae. The record is from RefSeq and is marked validated.
GGCACGCAGCGGGGCUCUCGACAUGUCGGGCGCGGAGCGGCGGCCGGCGGCAGGCCGUGUUCAGUUGGACAGCAAACCUACACCAACCACCACAGCAGAUGGAAAUCAGAAUAUCACAGAAGUGGAUGCAUUUGAUAAAAGACAAACAUUUGACCCUGCAGAGCAAUACAAAAUGAACCAUCAGAGAAGAGGAGUUGCGUUAAUCUUCAAUCACGAGCACUUUUUUUGGCAUUUAAGGCUGCCAGAUAGACGUGGGACUUUGGCAGACAGAAACAAUCUGAAACGCAGUUUGACAGACCUUGGAUUUGAAGUCAGAAUUUUUGACGAUCUGAAAGCAGAAGAUGUGCUGAAGAAAGUUUUUGAAGCCUCUCGGGAUGACUACAGCAAUGCUGACUGCUUUGUUUGUGUGUUCUUGAGUCACGGUGAAAACGAUCAUGUCUACGCAUAUGAUGCCCAAAUCAAAAUUGAGACAAUCACGAACAUGUUCAGAGGAGACAAGUGCCAGAGUCUGGUAGGAAAGCCGAAGAUAUUUAUAAUUCAGGCAUGUCGAGGUGAUAAACAUGAUGAUCCAGUUCUCGUUCAGGAUUCAGUAGACAGCAAAGAUGAAACCACUGUUAACCAGACUGAAGUGGAUGCAGCUGGCGUCUAUACCCUGCCGGCUGGUGCAGACUUUAUUAUGUGCUAUUCUGUGGCACAAGGCUACUUUUCUCACCGUGAAACUGUAAACGGCUCCUGGUACAUCCAAGAUUUGUGCGAGGCUCUCGGGAAGCACGGCUCUUCCUUGGAGUUCACAGAACUUCUUACUGUCGUUAACAGAAAAGUUUCUCAUCGCAAAGUGGAUAUAUGCAGAGAUAUAAAUGCUAUAGGAAAAAAACAGAUUCCUUGCUUUGCUUCAAUGUUGACGAAAAAAUUGUAUUUUCAUCCAAAAUCUAAGUAGGUUGCUACUUCAUAAUGACAUUCUUUAAUGCUCACUGCAGAAGUGAGAAAGCUACCAUCUUAGUUCAGGAGAUUAAUACUCUAUGAGAUUAUUUGCAAAAAUACUGGAAUCAAACCUUAGUUUGUAUAUGCAACAGUUUCAGAAAUCUUAAGGCAAAUUUAAAGCUAAUAUUACAGCCCUUUAUCUCAGGGAAUUUGGAAAAAGUUUGCUGGUGCUAGAUUAGGAAGAGGUGCUCAGAUUUUAUUGAAAUUAACUUUUAAGGAAAAAGAGAUUUUUGCUCAAUUCAUCUGUUUAAUUAUGGAACAUUUUUUACUAUUUUCAAAACUUUUUAAACACUGUAUUAGGUUAGCUUCUCUUGCUCCAAGAGUGCAGUUUACAGGAAAUAUACUUGUAAAGCAUCUUUUUGUAUCUGUGUACAACAGUACACACCAUCUAAUUUUUAAGCAUUUAUUGCGGGUGAGGUUUUUUUUUCCUCUCAACACUAAAAACGUACUUCAUUCUUAAGUGCAGUUGUAGUUCUAAUGCAAAUAAAGGGCUUCUUUUGCUGGCACAUAAUCUUCAUUUGUGGCACAAUUAAAGCUUGAUGGUGCUUUGCAUCUUCAGGGGGAAAGAAAGCAGUAGUGAAAUAAGGAAGCAAAUAGCUUGCUUUGGAAUAGCAUGAUUUUGGCUACAAACACACUCCUUGACAGGGGUAAGCUUAUCUGGUACACAUCACUAAAGUGAAUGAUUUAUAUGCUUCAGGCUCACUUGCAACUCUUCUAGAUAUCUUUAGGCAGCACUGCAAUAUACACCAUAAGCAAGCCUUAGUACUUCAGGUCUUGGUGUUGGACCAGACUCUGCCUCCUCUGGGCUCCAGAGAUGAGCUGUACGCUGUCAUUUUGUAUAAAGAACUGAUAGUACACUUGUCAUCAUAGGAUGUUUCAGGUUGCUACUGCUGCAGCAUUAGUAAUUGCAAUGCUUAAUGGAAGCAAUUAAAAAAUAUUUUUUACAUUAUUGGUAUAUAAUGCUUAACUCUGGUUGACAACGGAGAACUCACGCUAAGGAAAGUUAAUUCACUUUUCUGGGUAAAAGGUAAUUGACUUACUGGCUCUAUUUAGUUAAAUCCUUUCAUGUACUGUGUUCUGAGUCACAGAUAUUAAGUCUUAAUAUGGCUACUGUGAAGCUUUGAGUAAAUCAUGUAUAUGUGAAUGUCUGGUAAGUUCUUUCAGUAAAAUGGAAAAAUAAAACAUAAUUUUACAGUAAAUGA